This is a messenger RNA of Malurus melanocephalus (red-backed fairy wren), 3393 nucleotides long. Its product is annotated as nidogen-2-like. The record is from RefSeq and is a predicted model, not a curated record. Gene Ontology annotation, biological process: cell-matrix adhesion. The coding region runs from base 147 to 2648 and encodes 833 amino acids. Gene Ontology annotation, cellular component: basement membrane. Lineage: Eukaryota; Metazoa; Chordata; Aves; Passeriformes; Maluridae. The transcript has 13 exons.
ACGCCCCUCUCCAGGCUACUCCCGUCCCGCUCCGCCGGCUCCGGUUCCCUCCGCCGGGCCGGGGUCGCCCCGUCCGGUCCGUCCCGCUCCUCUCGGCUCCGCUGCUCCGCUCAGGGCCGUCGGGGGUUCCCGUGGCCGGUGUCGGGAUGCGGGCGGUGACGGCGGUGCUGGCGGCGGUGCUGGCGGUGGGGACAGCCCUGCCCCGCCCGGGGCUGCUCCCGCACGGCCCGGCCCGCGGCGAUGCCCGGCUCCGGCCCGGGGACGACGAGAGUUCUCCGGGAGUGCUGCUCCGCCGCGCCCUGCGCCUCUACGGCCGCGCCGCCCGCCGCCUCUACGUGGGGACCAACGGGGUCAUCUCCACCCAGGAUUUCCCCAGGGAGACCCAGUACGUGGAUGACGAUUUCCCCACAGACUUCCCCGUCAUCGCGCCCUUCCUGGCCGACCUCGACACCUCCGGGGACAGAGGGAACAUCUAUUACCGGCAGGAUGACUCUCRGGAUGUGCUGGACCGGGCUGUGGGAUACAUCCAGGCCGGCUUCCCCCRCUCUGCUGGCACCUUCGUGCCCACCAACGCUUUCAUUGUCACCUGGGAGGAUGUGGGUGCCUACCAGGAGCUCUCCCAGGACACCGAGCCCUCCACAAAGCUCAACACCUUCCAGGCCGUCAUCGCUUACAACGACGAGGACACCUACACCAUCUUCCUGUACCCCAACGGCGGCCUCCAGUUCCUGGGGACACGCCCCAAGGAGUCCUACAACGUCCAGCUGGAGCUGCCAGCCAGGGUGGGCUUCAGCUGGGGGGACGGCGAUGACCCCAAGAGGGACGGGCUGUUCCACAGCCUGGCCAGCAGCGAGCAGGCACUGAGGAACCUGGAGCGGGACAGCAACACGGGCAUCCCCGGCGUGUGGGUGUUCCGCGUGGGCAGCGUGGAGCCCGUGGAGCCGGGGGGCGGCGAGAGAACCGCUCCAGAGCCCCCCAGAGCACCCCGAGAGCACCCCGACCCCGCUGGCCACAGCCGCCCCCUCGCCAGCCACGCGUCCAUGGCACAGCGUUCCAGCCACGGGGCCAGCGCCCCGGUGCUCCUGGGCUUUGUCGCCGGCAGRAGGGACRCCCAGGAGCGGAGCCGCUGGCCRCARCCCGGCGGGGACGGUGGCKCCCGGCAGAGCUWCUCCGCCAACCCCUCCUCCUACAGCUCCGGCCAGCACGGCGUGGGCGUGGAGGAGGACGCGCAUUUCAACCCCGACGUGUUCACCUACAGCGCGGCCAGCAAAGAGACGUGUGCCCAGCACCACGGGCGCUGCUCCCCGCACGCCUUCUGCACUGACUAUUCCUCCGGCUUCUGCUGCCACUGCCGGGCCACCUUCUAUGGCAACGGGCGGCAGUGCCUGCCCGAAGGGGCCGUGCAUCGCCUCAACGGCAAGGUGAGCGGGAGCCUGAGGGUGGGAAGGGCGUCCGUCCGCUUCCAGGACGUGGACCUGCACGCCUACAUCGUGGGCAGCGACGGCAGAGCCUACACGGCCAUCAGCGGGGUGCCCCAGCCCGCCGCCCGCGCCCUGCUGCCCCUGCUGCCCGUCGGGGGGCUCUUCGCCUGGCUCUUCGCCCUGGAGGAGCCCGGAGCUGAGAAUGGAUUCAGCAUCGCGGACGAUGCUGAGAACCCCGGGGUGAACCCGUGCCACGAUGGCAGCCACACGUGUGAGGCACCGGCGCGCUGCCAGCCCGGCGUGGGCACCGAGUACACGUGCGAGUGCACGGCCGGCUACCGCCCGGAUGGACAGGGCUGCCGAGGUCAGCGGGGCUGGGGAUGGGCACUGGAGGGAUCUGCAGCACCCGUGGGCGACGGCCACAUCCCCCAGUGCGACGAGCAGGGUCGCUACCGGCCCCUGCAGUGCCACGGCAGCUCCGGACACUGCUGGUGCGUGGAUGCRGCSGGGCAGGAGAUCGCCGGCACCCGGACRGCACCGGGAACAACCCCUCCRCGCUGCGGGAGCCCAGAGCCCACGGAGAGGCCCCCCAGCAUGUGCGAGCGCUGGCGGCAGAGCCUUCUGGAGCACUACGGGGGCAGCCCCCGCGGGGAUCAGUACGUGCCUCAGUGCGACAGCGGCGGGGACUUCACCCCGCUGCAGUGCCAYGGGGACAGCGGCUACUGCUGGUGCGUGGAGCAGAGCGGCAGGGAGAUCCCGGGGACGCGCUCGGAGCCCGGCACCACCCCKCCGUGUCUGCCCAGUGUGGCCCCGCCCAGUGUCCGGCCCCAGCCCCGGCCCGAUGUGUCCCCUCCGGCCACGGGGACAUUCCUGCUGUACGCGCAGGGCCAGCAGAUCGGUUACCUUCCGCUGAACGGCACCCGGCUGCAGAAGGAGGCGGCCAAGACCCUGCUGUCCCUGCAUGGCUCCAUYGUGGUGGGCAUCGACUACGACUGCCGUGAGAAGAUGAUCUACUGGACCGACGUGGCCGGCCGGACCAUCAGCCGGGCAGGGCUGGAGCCGGGCUCCGAGCCAGAGACCAUCAUCAGCUCAGGUGUGCUCCUGGAUGGGGUGAUAGCUGUGAACAAAGAAACAGGCUCCUUCACUGAUGAGUAUCUUCCAGAGCAGCGAUCCCACCUCUAUGGAAUAACAGCAGUUUAUCCCUACUGCCCUGGAGCAAGGAAAUAGYAACUCCAAUUUCAAGGAAACAACGACCAUCUUUGAACCCAGGAGAAUUUCAGACCCAGAAAACUGUCACUGCAUACAAGGGGGAAAAAGUCCUUCACCAAGGCCAGCGAGGUGCCCUGCUUUCCUGCAAAAAGUAUUUUUUAUAGUUUAUACCUCAAGACUUUACUACUGUAUUUUUGUACCAAGUGGAAAACAUUGAGAUAUCACCAAAAAAUGGCCCUGGGGAGCUCAGGCCAUGACUCGAACUCUUGCUCAUGCAAGAUUUAAAAUGUAGCUUUUUUUUUUUUUACUCCAGCAUUUUAUUUUAUUGGAAGAACAGUUUCAUUUUUCAGAGUUUUGACAAUCUGACCGAGAGGUCCUUUUAUCCAAAAAAAAAUUUAAGUGCCUACGGGAAGCUUUGGAUGCAGUAAAUUGCUGGGUCUAAAUAACAAACAGCCCUGAAGACAGAGACUGUGCGUGCUCCGAAAUCCUGCAAAAACAGGGGAUGGGAUGUGGCAAAGGCAUUGAAGAUUUUCCAGAGGAUGAUUCUGUGUUUUCACCACUGCCUCCAUGCAUGUCUUUUAGUAUUUAUAUUAGAAGAAUAUGCUAGAAUUGAGCUGGUCGUGCUUGUUGGGUCUUCCAAGUGCCUUCCUAGACCUACCCAGUGUAGACCAAUACAUGUUCAGAAAUACCARUUACGUUGUAAUGCUUCACUUUUUCUAGGUUACUUCAAUAAUUGAAUAAAAAACGGUUGGUUUAAGUUUCU